Arachis ipaensis is the source of this 2305-nucleotide messenger RNA. RefSeq names its product protein SHI RELATED SEQUENCE 1-like. Gene Ontology annotation, cellular component: nucleus. The record is from RefSeq and is a predicted model, not a curated record. Gene Ontology annotation, molecular function: DNA binding; DNA-binding transcription factor activity. Gene Ontology annotation, biological process: positive regulation of DNA-templated transcription. NCBI's taxonomy places the organism in Eukaryota, Viridiplantae, Streptophyta, Magnoliopsida, Fabales, Fabaceae.
AAGAAUAGCUAAGCUAAGCUAGUGAUUUUGUAUGAUAGUGUUUGUGUUAGUGUGUGUUUUUGUGUGAAGAGACACACACGCACACAAAGCCCAAAGAAUACAGUAAUAUAAUUAUUUUCUUAAAGAAAACUUUUGAAGAAAAAAAGAGUUUACAACUGGUUACUACUAGUUGUUUUGCUUGUGGUCUCAAUUCCAUUUUCUCAACACCAAAAACCAUAGUACCUAUCAGUUCCAAUUUCUUUUUCUAUUUCUUAUUCUUCUAUCCCUCUCUUCACAGAUUUUUUUUUUUAAUUUUCCUUUCAUGCGUGCUGCUUCCUUCUCAAUAUGGAUUUCUGGCCACAAUCGAGUCGUAGGUCAGGUUUAGAAGCACCGCGAAAAUGGCGGGGUUGUUCUCGUUAGGAGGCGGUGGUGGUGGAGGAGGAGGAGGAGGAGGAGGAAGAGGUAGCAGCGGAAACCACCAGGACCAGGAACAGCAACACCAGCACCACAGUCAAAACACCGAAAUUCCUCCUCCAGAGACCUUAUUUUGGUACAAACAAAACGACGACGUUUCAACAUACCGCGGUUUCGAGCUAUGGAACCAGCAUCAGCUUCAGCAGCAACAGCAGCAACAUCACGUGAUAGCACAUCACCAUCAAGCCCGCCCUCUCUUCCACCGAGAUCUCUACUCGUCGGCUGUUGCCCUUGGCGUGGGGCCCAGCGGCGCGUCCGAUGAGCAGUCUCCGUCGAGAUCGGCGGUUAUGGCGAUGCGGUCCGCCGGGGUGGGAGAAGCCGGAGGAGCAGGAAGCGGAACAACCGGAAUAAGCUGUCAAGAUUGCGGAAACCAGGCGAAGAAAGACUGCCCUCACAUGAGGUGCAGGACUUGUUGCAAGAGUCGUGGGUACGACUGCCAGACCCACGUGAAGAGCACGUGGGUCCCAGCCGCUAAGCGCCGCGAGCGGCAACAGCAGUUAGCGGCGCUUCAGGAUCACCAGAACAGAGAUGCUUCAAAGAGACCUAGAGAUGGCGGUAAUAGCAACAACCCUUCCACUUCUUCAGCACUUGUUUGCACUACUCGUUUGCCCUCCACUGGGUUAGAGCUUGAGCAAGGAAAUUUUCCAUCAAUAGUGAACUCUCCUGCAGAGUUCAGGUGCGUGAGGGUUAGUCCCUUGGAUGAUGUGAAUGAACAGUACGCUUAUCAAACCGCCGUCAACAUCGGAGGCCAUUUGUUCAAAGGGAUUCUCUAUGACUACGGUCCGGACAGCGAAAAUGCUAGCUACUACGGUGGUGGCAGCGGAGGCGGCGAGGGUUCUUCUUCCGCUAUUGCUGGAGCUCAGCCCUUGAACCUCAUCACCGGCACUGAUUCUGCCACCACCGCAACCGCAACCGCCCCGGGUGUGUCGUCUGCAGAGGCUCUUGAUGUUGAUCCUUCGUCGUUGUACAAUCCAGCUCCAAUUAAUACAUACAUGGCUGGUAGUAGCGGUACGCAAUUCUUCCCUCAUCAUCCAAGAUCUUGAAAAGAAAAGAAUAAAAAAUAGGAAAUAGAAAAGAACAAAGAAAAAGAAAGAUGGUGUGAAGAUUGAGUGCUAUGUACUGGAUCUGGCUUCUAUUUCACGGGCUUUGUGUAUGUUUGGAUUAUUAUUCAUGACAUUGGUGUGGACUACUAGCUGGUAGUGAAGUAUGUAGGGGCAAAGAGAAAGAGUUGGUAGAGAGAAAGAUAAAUUGGAGAGAACACGAGAAAAUUAUGCAGGCAUUAGGUGUUUGUUUUUUUGCGUUAUAUGGAUGCUUAGUUCAAAAAAUACAUCAUUAAUUAUUAUAUUCUUCUCCUCCUACUUAUGAACUAGCUAAAGCUAUAUCUCAUUUCAUUUAUCUGUACGAUAUUAUUUUAUAAUGCAUGGAUAUUAUAGUGCAAUAGUACUUGUAUGUGUAGUGUUUCUUGUUUAAUGUUAUGUCACACAUUAAUUUUUCUUUGCUGGUUUUGGUUGUUAUAUUGAACUGGGAAACAUAUGGGUUUUAAAUUUUGAUCUUUAUUUUGUUUUGACUAACCAAUGCAUUAUUUGAAGAAUGAUGAAGAGAGAAAGAAAUUUCUCUGAUUAUUAACAUUUUGGUAUGGGGAGGUCCAACCAUGCAGGAGCAUUAUUCAAGUUUAAAAGGUGAAACAUCUCUCUCUCUCUCUCAACCAUGUCACGAUACUGUAAUUCCAAUGGCUAAACUUUGCAUAGAGAUGUGACGUUGGUUUUUAAAAACGAGAAGUAUUGCUUAUCAGUGUGUGCUCAUAUUUAAUGCACAUGCAAGAAAACUCUACGUAUAUGGGGGAACACUUCAU